This is a messenger RNA of Penicillium daleae, 339 nucleotides long. RefSeq names its product stress responsive A/B barrel domain protein. The record is from RefSeq and is a predicted model, not a curated record. The transcript has 2 exons. Lineage: Eukaryota; Fungi; Ascomycota; Eurotiomycetes; Eurotiales; Aspergillaceae. Bases 1 to 339 code for a protein of 112 amino acids.
AUGACCACACACAUAAUCAGCAGGGUGACGGUGUUUAAGAUCCCAAAGCUGGAAGACCAGGAGGUUGUGCUGAGGGAGUUUACGAACCUCCAGCAUGGUGCAUUAAAAGAUGGAGUCCCUUAUAUUCUCAGCGUCAAGGCAGGACAUUGUUUCGAGGACACAAGAAGCCAAGGUUGCUCAAUCGCUCUGCAAACAACAUUUUCUGGCCUCGAAGACAUGCAAUUCUUCGAUCACGAGUGUCGAUAUCAUGAGGAGAUGAAGAAAAUUGUGGGACCGAGGAUCACUUCACCACCACUUGUAGUCUAUUUCAAAGACAUCGUGGCAUCCACUACAGCAUAA